Cylicocyclus nassatus is the source of this 621-nucleotide messenger RNA. NCBI's taxonomy places the organism in Eukaryota, Metazoa, Nematoda, Chromadorea, Rhabditida, Strongylidae. The record is from the annotation of a GenBank genome assembly.
AGGCCACAACUACUUCCGUACUGAUGGCUAGAGUGAAUGUCGAAAGAAAGUCCGUGCAAAAGACCACCAAUCUAUAGUGGUCCCAAAUACCAACAAUCAAGAUACUUUAUGAUCGCGGGGACCUCAGCCCUGACUAUUUAUCUUGAAGAGCGUCACGGCAAGCGUCUAACACCGACUGAUGGAAUCAAUCCUUGAUAGAAGAAAGACCAUUACGAGGACUAACGAGGAAGAGGCUGAUCCAGAUUAUUCAUGUCUCAUCAUACAUCCUAGUUCUCAUUCUUUUAUCCAUCAUGUCCCCAUUAUCCGACUGUUUGUUUCCUGUGGUUAAACUGGGUAUAUGAAUUAUUGGGCAUAAGUCUAUGAGCAUCUAAUUCUGGCUGAUCCAGCAUGCCCACGUCUUAUUCAUUGCUAUCGCAUUUUCAUAUUCUAUCCCUCCAAAACUCCUAUAUUAUGUAUUUAAAAUUAUGUAUACAGAUCCUGUUUGUUUAUCAGAGUACCCUGUGAUUUCAUUGGCGGUUAUUUCAAGUUAUCUCGUCAUAUUGUUGCAUUUGUUACUAUCAAGUUCGUUGUACUCAUUACUCCAUACGCACAUCUGUUGAUAUCGCAUUUGAAAGAGUAUGU